UUCAGCUUCACCCACAGCCCGAAUCACCACCCGCCAUGUCCACAUCCACCCCGUCCACAUCCCACACAGGCACCUGCCUCUGCCGCGCCAUCCACUUCACCGUCACCGGCCCCCCCACCGCAGUCUACUGCUGCUACUGCCGCGACUGCUCCCUCGGUGCCGGGGGACCCUGCCAGAUCACCGCACGCUACCCCCGCUCCCAAUUCACCCUCGACGACACACAAGGACAGCUACGCACCUACGCGAUCACCGAGACUGCGAGCGGGGCCCCCAAGCACAAGUAUUUCUGCGGGAUGUGCGGAUGCACCGUCUACACAGUCCCGCACGCGACCGAGGGCGGGGGGAUUGUUGUGGUGCGGCCGGCGUUGAUUCCUAAUGGAUUGGAGAUCUUCCGGCCGCAGAUUGAGUGUUUUACGCGGCAUCGGCCUGGGUGGUUUGCGGGGUGUGAGGCGGUGGGGGAGAGGUUUGAGGGGAGUUCGAGGGGUUAG
Molecule: messenger RNA, 488 nt
Organism: Aspergillus brunneoviolaceus CBS 621.78
Lineage: Eukaryota; Fungi; Ascomycota; Eurotiomycetes; Eurotiales; Aspergillaceae
Product: GFA family protein
Exons: 3
Coding region: 36-488 (150 amino acids)
Molecular function (GO): carbon-sulfur lyase activity
Source: RefSeq, a predicted model, not a curated record